CUAUUUUCCUUCUCAGAACACUGAUUUUCUCCAUCACCAUAACGCGUUCGAUACACGUCCUUUUUCAUCAACCCACCAUCAAACAAGACAUCUAUCCAUCAUCAACUGUUUAUUUUAUUCAUCAUGACUGGACGUGGUAAAGGCGGAAAGGGCCUCGGCAAGGGUGGUGCCAAGCGUCACCGCAAGAUCUUGCGCGACAACAUUCAGGGUAUCACUAAGCCUGCCAUUCGUCGUCUCGCUCGUCGUGGUGGUGUUAAGCGUAUCUCUGCAAUGAUCUACGAGGAGACUCGUACUGUCCUCAAAUCUUUCCUCGAGUCAGUUAUCCGUGAUGCCGUCACAUACACCGAGCACGCCAAGCGUAAGACCGUCACAUCACUCGAUGUUGUCUAUGCCUUGAAGCGACAGGGCCGUACCUUGUACGGUUUCGGCGGUUAAGCGAACUAUCAUGCCCGACUUUCUUCCUUCAAUAACACAUGCGCAAUGCUUUUGGUGCAUCCACCUCAAGCGUUCUUGUAUGCUGUUGGAUACCUUCAUUGGAGGGAAUAAUGAUCCACCCUUUUUUUUUCCCCUUUAAUUCUUUUACAUAUUGUCUACUUUGUUUCCAGCGGUUCACUGGUUUGAGGUGGGGAUCUACAGUGCUUUUAUCAUUUUGGCUCACAGGUUGAUGGCUUUUAAUUUUGGGGGACAUAUGGACAUGAUUGUCUAUUCACGGUGCACGGAGUCUUGGUGUUGGCCAUGUUGUUUAGCUUAAACAGCUAUGAUACAAUAUGUAUUUACAAGCCAACUGAGAUCAUGUCUAUUCACAUGAUAUUCUGCGAGG
Molecule: messenger RNA, 820 nt
Organism: Coccidioides immitis RS
Lineage: Eukaryota; Fungi; Ascomycota; Eurotiomycetes; Onygenales; Onygenaceae
Product: histone
Exons: 3
Coding region: 124-435 (103 amino acids)
Biological process (GO): nucleosome assembly
Cellular component (GO): nucleosome
Molecular function (GO): DNA binding; structural constituent of chromatin; protein heterodimerization activity
Source: RefSeq, a predicted model, not a curated record